Messenger RNA from Anguilla rostrata (American eel), 3325 nucleotides. Its product is annotated as coiled-coil domain-containing protein 91-like. The record is from RefSeq and is a predicted model, not a curated record. Gene Ontology annotation, cellular component: trans-Golgi network. NCBI's taxonomy places the organism in Eukaryota, Metazoa, Chordata, Actinopteri, Anguilliformes, Anguillidae. Gene Ontology annotation, biological process: Golgi to lysosome transport. The transcript is spliced from 13 exons. The coding region runs from base 102 to 1418 and encodes 438 amino acids.
UCUUUGCUCGCAUCUCUGUUACUGCCUGCAUUGCGUGUGCACUGUGCACCGCGUACACUUCCGGGUUGUUCAUUUCCUGCACCAGGGGUUUUCCAGGAGGGAUGGAUGACGACGAUGACUUCGGAGGCUUUGAGGCUGCAGAGGGCGGAGACGGUGCGGCGCAGGUCACCGUUUCCCCGGCGAUCCCGUGGGCUGCCCUCUCCUCAGUUCCAGGGAUGAAGCUGGCGACGGGGGCCCCCCCGGACAUCCUGAUGGAUCAGCAGCCGUCCUAUCAGACAGACUCCCUGGAGCCCGCCCCCCCCGGGACCCCGCCAGAGCAGCCCCAGGUCUCCCCUGACCCCGCCCCCGACGGCCCGACCACCUCCACCACGCAGCACGCAGCUCCCGCCGCCGACUCCCCCGACUCUACGGAAGCCCGCGAGGCCCACAGCCAGGUGCAGCAGGUGGUGUGCAGCCUGCAGACGCAGCUGGCCGCCAGCGAGGAGGAGAAGGCCCGCAUCCAGCAGGAUCUGGAGGAAAUGAUGGCGAAGCAGGCCAGGAUGGAGGCGCUGUUCCAGAAGGAGAAGGGGGCGGAGUCCGAUCUCCACCGGAAGCGCUACGCUGAACUCCAGGAGCAGCACGGCGUGAGCCUGGAGGACAUGCGGAGGGCGGGCCACGAGUCCCUGAGGAUCAUCGUGGAGGAGUUUAAGGCCUUGACCAGGUCGGCUGUGGAGCAGCAGCAGGAAGUGGGCGAGGCUCGCCUGCAGACCGCCCUGGAGGAGCAGAGACACCGGUGUGAGGAGCUGAUGGAGGCCCAGCACCGGCGGCUGCUGGACCUGCUGGACGGCGAGCGCGAGGCCCUGGAGGAGAAGCUGAGAGAAACGCUGAGUCAGCAAGCCCAGCAUCACAGGGAGGAGCUGGAGAAAUGUAUGCAGGAGGAGAAGCAGAGAGCAGAACGGGCCAUAGAGGCAGCUGUGCAGGCGCAGGAGGGCCGGCUGAAGGAGGCGGUGCUGGAGGCGGUGCAGGAGGAGAGGAGGCGGGCCGAGCGGCAGCAGGCGGAGCAGAGGGCGGAGUGGGAGGCGGAGCGUCGCAGGGACCGGGACUCGCUGGACCAGGCCAUACGGGACGCCCUGACGGACCAGCGGAGAGCCAGCAAGGAGGUGCUGCGGGAGGCCGUGGAGGAGGAGCGGCAGGCGGGAGAGAGGAGGCUGCAGGAGGCCACGCUGAAGGUGCGAGAGGAGCUCAUGGACUUCAUGAAGGAACAGAAGAGGCUGGAUCAUGUGACCCGGAAGAAGAACCUGGCCAGUCUGGAGCUCUUCCUGUCCUGUGCCCAGAGGCAACUUUCGGGGCUCCUGCAGGACGGCCCCCCAGCGGAGGAGGAGGAGGAGGAGGAGGAGGGGGGGAACGUGGACACGCCCGCCAGCAGCCCCAGCCUCUGACAGCUGCCCCGCCCCGCCCCGCCCACCCCACCCACCCCACCCACCACCACAUCCCUCUCAAACUUACUGGACCCCCCCCCCUCGUCCCACCCACACCCCACCCCAACUCAAAUUGCACAUCACGCAGCAGGUUAAUAUCAUCACUACUGCCCUGAAGGGCCUCUUCCUGUUCAAAGGCUGUUUCUGUCAAUAAUCCUAGUGGAGCGGGUCGAAAAACUCCAGCUCGAUUUCCCCCCCCCCCCCCCCGUCCAUCCAUUUGCUUCUGACGAGCAGCAGGGUCGUUCUGGCCACGAUCGCAUCCCUUAAUCCGGUGCGCGCUGUUGUCUGAGAAGUGUCCUUGUGUUUGACCGUUUCUUCCCUGUCUUGUACUCUCUGCACUCGAGCCUUUUCCACAGCACACACACACACACACAUACACGCGCACACACACACACACACACAUACACGCACACACACACACACAGGAGGGCGGUCGCUUUGCCUCCUUCCAUGCAAAAUGAAGCGUGAAUGUUUUUCUUUUUUGUUUUGAUGAUGAUGAUGAUGAUGAUAUCUUAUGUAAUUUUUCUCAUCCUUACUGGCGAUGUGAACAACGAAGGGCUUAAUCAAGUGUUGUUCAUGGAAUGUACGCUGAAGGGCUUUCGGCAAUAAAGUUUCAGAACUCAAAACGAAAAACAUCUGGAGUGCGCAGCGCUUUCAUGGUAUUUAACGCAACGCAAACAGCCUUCUCUUUGAGCUGCCCGCCUGCCUGCGGCGUCGUGUUUGUGUGUUUGUAAUGACAUUGGGUGUUCAAAUUUUGGUUGUGUCCCUGGGUUGUGUGUUGCUGGGUGCUGAUGUUGUGAACGUUGUCUUAACACCAAAGUGGGCCUCAUACAUGUCAUUUAGAGUGAGCUCUUUUGUGCCUUUGCUUUUGCUCAUUAAAAUGUAUCCAGGGUGUAGAGUUGGACCCCUGUCUGCCAGCCCCCAUCUGGGGGGGGGGGGUAUUAAAUGCAGCCAUGCAGAAGAGCGACCGUUUGGGUCUUUCGCCAUGGCGACGGUGAGAAGGUGAAGGGUGGAGGUGAGCCUGGACCCGUACAGCCGCCAGACAGCCUGCCGAACCACCGCCCCUGAACCGCCAACACUCAGAAAUAAGCACCCAGCGCUUUAAUCAAGACAAACCAUGAGCUGGAUCAGGUGGUUUCCGGUGCCUGGCAACAGCCAGCGCCCCUGGGCCCAAGGUACGAGGGGCCCCUGGUCAAACAGGUAUUUGGCCCGACUUCUGCAGCAGGUUGGAAAAACACAUUUGCACAUGCUCAGACGGUCCUCUCAUCUGAAAAUGAGGAAAAUCGAAUAGCAGGCGGCAACGGGAGAAGUUGUUCAGCAGACAUCCUGUCUACCCAGGAGCCAAUGGCGUAGGGUCAGCCGAACUGUCUGAGCACUCAUUGGUCAGUAUGCUGAAGGGGGAACUGCCAUAAAUAUGGGACAGAGAAAUUAUUGUAUUACUUGCUGCAUUCAGUUCAAAAGCAAUUCAUCAAUGUGUGUCAGUGUUUUUUUUGUCUCUCUUCAUAACUGAACCAGUUAGGUGCUUCUCCCACAGAUAUCAUAUGGGAUGGGGAUGAAAUUAAAUUGCCUGUCGUGCCCAUUACCACAACAGAAAUGUCCUGUAGAUUCCCAAGUCCCUCUUUGAGGCAAUAUUUUAUUAAAUGUACAAAGGAAUAUUUGCCAGAAACAACAAGAGAAAUUGAAAAAUAAUGAUGUUCCAUGUCGUGGUUGGGCUGGCCUUUGUUAGUUUGUGUUAAAGCGGUUUCUCAUCUGUGUAAAUUGUGUGUCCUUGGUGAAGGGUUUGGUUGCAUCUAUAAGUUCUGUUUGGAUCACAGUCUGUCUGUUUCUCUAAAUUCCAUUUUUGCGGUAAAUUUUCAAUACGUUUAUCA